AUCGCCUACGCUAUCACUUUCCUUUUCGUGUCUUGCGAUGCAUAUAGUGUUUCAUUCCAAUUAGUUGAUCUAGAACUUCGACACGUCUAUGGAUGUUGCCCAAUCUCAUUAGCAUAGGAACCAAGCGGAAGCGUACCAUAGACACGACGCGCGUUGCUAGGGGUUUGGCACAUAUCAUCCCUGGGCUCAAAUAGAGGGGACAUCUUCACACAAUGGCUUCGAUGCCAUCAUCACCAGGACCCAAUGCGACACCUGCAACGCCAGCCAAGCAGGCACGAUCCAGGAAGGCCGCUACUCCGAGCCAGACUGAACAGGGAAGAGCAGGGUCCGCGGGCGGAGUCGUCUUGCCAAAAGAGCCCGCCACAAAGGCUUCAGCAUCGUCAGCAAAGAAGGCUGCAGGAAUACCAAGCACAGAUGACGGUACCGCCGCGGCAGCGAAGACACCGAAAAAGAAACCCAGAAAGCUGAACAAGGAGCCCACAUCAACAUCUACAGACGCAACAAAGUCUACGGUCACAAGUAAAACACCAGCAGAUGUACCAUCGCCCUCCGAGCUCGAAGCGCUGAAGUCUCGUGUCAGAGGCUUGGAAGCCAAAGUAGAAGAGCUCUACAAAGCCGGUGCGAUCCCCGACUCACGGCCUGGCCGCUCACCUCGCCGACGAGGAAAGGGUCGAAAAGCAUCAUCUGCAGCGCAGGUUCCCACGCUUAGCACCGUGACCAACGACAACAGCAAUUCCAGGGUUCAGGAACUUGAAGACGACGAAGAGGAAGCAGAUGAGGAGCUUGUGCGGCUUGAGGGCGAAUUGGAAGUGGCACGACAGGACUUGGAACACUUCACUCCUCGCAGCAAAGGCGCCACAAGUCGAGGAACAGAAUAUGUCGAGGAGAUCGACAGGGGUGCAUCAGGAGCAAGUGCAGGUACAGAGAGACAAGUCACCCUAUCAGGAAGCUACCGCAUCCCCAUCCCCGCCAAUGUCAACCUCGAAGACGUCAAGACAAUCAAGUCAGGCGUCUCCGCGGCCCAAAAUGUAGCGCGAUCUUUCCUCGAGCAACGACGCGCCGCCGCUGCUGUGCGGGCUUCUGAGAACAACGCCUCUUCACCGCAACAGCAGUCUAGCAGCAGAACUACCAAAGUUCCUGCUUCGAAAUCUUCCUCUGGGACGACACCAAAACCGAAGAGAAGCAUGAGUUCGACUAUGGAGGUUGCUGUGGAUAACAGCGAUGGAAAGCAGAGCUGGAGUGAAUGGAUUGGUGGAUAUAGUAUGGCGAUUACGAGGGCAGUCAGCAAAAUUGAACAUGAAGCUGCUGUUGAGGCGCAGAGGGGUGGUGGAAGUGCCGGUACUAGUAGGCCUUCGGCAGGUGGGAGGAGGACGAGUGCGCCUACGUCUAAGAAAGCUGCAGGGAAGAGACCGGCCGCUAAGGCAACUUUGAGCGGAGAGCAGGUUCAUGGGCUGAUGAGUUAGAUGGCGGGGAUGCAACAUUGUACGAUAUGGUGCUUUGAAGAUUAGGCGCGGGUGUUUUGGGUAGCAUUGAAAAGCAUAAGUGCAGUCGGAAGCAG
Alternaria rosae is the source of this 1558-nucleotide messenger RNA. RefSeq lists its product as uncharacterized. Bases 213 to 1463 code for a protein of 416 amino acids. The record is from RefSeq and is a predicted model, not a curated record. Lineage: Eukaryota; Fungi; Ascomycota; Dothideomycetes; Pleosporales; Pleosporaceae. The transcript has a single exon.